UAUAGCCAAGCAAAGAAUAGAAGAGUUUUCAGACGUCAAUCAAAAUCAAACAUGCCUAAAGCACACAUAUAUCUUUGUUUCAUCAUUUUCUUACAUCUUUCAUCAGAAGAAAAUUUGAUGAGAGUCAGCGCACAGAGCCAGGGAGAUUGGUGUGUGGCAAACCCUACUACGGAUAAUGCAAAGCUUUUACAAAACAUAGAUUUCGCAUGUUCUAAAAUCGAUUGUCAAAUUAUAAUGGAAGGAGGUCCAUGUUUUAAUCCGAACACUCCCCUUAAUCACGCUUCUGUCGCCAUGAAUCUUUAUUACCAAGCUCAAGGAAGACACUUUUGGAAUUGCCAAUUUGAAGGCUCUGGUCUCAUUACCGUAAUUGAUCCUAGCUAUGGGGAUUGCAAAUAUCAAUUUCGUAAAUGAAGUCUACAAAGCUUCGACACCGUGACAAAGAAAAACAAAAAUUCUAGCUUGAAUGGUUCGAUUUAUCAUCUUGUAAAACAUAUGACUAUUCUAUAAUUGUCAGGGACUAAUAAAUUUACGAUGAUGUAUUAAUAAAUUGGUGUAUGCGUUUCUUUUCUU
Eutrema salsugineum is the source of this 570-nucleotide messenger RNA. Its product is annotated as major pollen allergen Ole e 10. Lineage: Eukaryota; Viridiplantae; Streptophyta; Magnoliopsida; Brassicales; Brassicaceae. The coding region runs from base 52 to 411 and encodes 119 amino acids. The transcript has 4 exons. The record is from RefSeq and is a predicted model, not a curated record.